Drosophila suzukii is the source of this 2871-nucleotide messenger RNA. It is a transcript of the gene Drak, whose product is annotated as Death-associated protein kinase related. Gene Ontology annotation, biological process: protein phosphorylation; positive regulation of apoptotic process; intracellular signal transduction. Lineage: Eukaryota; Metazoa; Arthropoda; Insecta; Diptera; Drosophilidae. Gene Ontology annotation, cellular component: nucleus. Gene Ontology annotation, molecular function: protein serine/threonine kinase activity; ATP binding. The record is from RefSeq and is a predicted model, not a curated record.
GAGCCCGCAAAUGCUCUUCGACUCUGAAACAGAAAGCAGUGCUGUCGCUAAAGAAAAGGUUCCCCGCGGUCACACACACGCUCUCGGGCAAUUGAAAUUUCAAUCCGCCAACGAACGGUUCGUGCGCGCUUGUUUCGUGCGAGUUUCUUGUACCUUUGUACGUUCGUACCGUACCUCCGCAACAACAACAACAACAACAGACCUGGCCAAAAUCUGCGGGCCGCUUUUUCGCACCAAACCUUUUUGAAUUGACGAAGUGGAGUUCUUCGGAGAGAACGGUACUUGCAAAUACCGAAAAUAACAAAAACAACAACACGGCAGCAACAGCAUCACACAUACAUACACACGCGGGAAUUUUUUUCGGGCCUCUCUUAGCGCGCGCGUGUGUGUGUGUGUUGCAGUUGCAUAGUUUUUUUUUUGUUUUGUACUGGAAUUUUGUCUCCACCUCUCUCUCUGUCUCUCGCGCGCAACGUUUUCCGAAGAAUUAUUUUUAAGCGUGUGUGGUUUUAUCACUAAACUACAAUUUUUUUUGGUUCUGUGCAGUUGAGAUUUGAAUUUUGCCCCCCUCAUCCCAAAGAAAUCGGAAGUUUCAAAGAAAUCAAACGAAGGAUUAAUCAAAUAAAGCCAAAAAUCGAAAGAAGAUUCGAUCUUCACACACUCACUCACACACACACCCAGCACACACACACAAAAAAUGUUCACCGAAAAGGGAAUUUUUCCCAUUGGCGACGGACUUUUGGACGUGGACGCCGAUCGGCUGAAGGGACUCCUCGUGUCGUGUCACGACAUCAACGAUAUGUACGAGGUGGAACAGACGCCGUUUGCCAGGGGCAAAUUCGCCGCCGUUCGCCGCGCCAUCCACAAGAACACCGGCUCGCACUUCGCGGCGAAGUUCCUGAAGAGGAGGCGCCGGGCGCAGAGCAGCGACAAGGAGAUCAAGCACGAGAUCGCGGUGCUGAUGCUCUGCGAGGGCGAGGACAACAUCGUCAACCUCAACGCCGUCCACGAGACGCGCUCGGACACAGCACUCCUGCUGGAGCUGGCCACUGGUGGCGAGCUGCAGACGAUCCUGGACAACGAGGAGUGCCUGACGGAGGCGCAGGGCCGCCACUGCAUGAGGGAGGUGCUCAAGGCGCUGAAGUUCCUGCACGACCGCUCCAUUGCCCACUUGGACCUCAAGCCGCAGAACAUCCUGCUCGCCGGCGAGCGCAUAGAAGAUGGAUUGAAACUGUGCGACUUUGGGAUCUCGCGGGUGGUGAGCGAGGGCAUCAAUGUAAGGGAGAUGGCUGGAACACCCGACUACGUGGCCCCCGAGGUGCUGCAGUACGAGCCGCUGUCCCUGCUGACGGACAUCUGGUCGGUGGGCGUGCUCACCUACGUGCUGCUCUCCGGAUUCUCGCCCUUUGGAGGCGACACCAAGCAGGAGACCUUCCUCAACAUCUCGCAGUGCGCCCUCACCUUCCCGGACAACCUCUUCGGCGGCGUCUCGCCGGUGGCCAUCGACUUCAUCCGUCGCGCAUUGCGAAUUAAGCCAAACGAUCGCAUGAGUGCCGCCGGCUGCUUGGAGCACAUUUGGCUGAAGGACGACUGUUCCCUGGACAGACAGAUCUAUCUGCAGCCCCAGAGCGAUGCCGAAGAGGAAGAGGAGGAGGAGGAGGACGACGACGAGGAGGUGGAGGACGAAGAGGAGCCCGUCGACGAGGAGGAGGACGAGGGACAGACCGUCGAGGAGCCAGCGACAGAGCCAACCCAACAGCAGCAGCAACCUGCCCAGCAGCAUCAGCAGCAGCCACACCAGCUAGCCAAAUCCGGCAGCCUCAGCAAACCGACGCACAAUGGCCACCAUCGGGCGAACAGCAGCGGCAGCAUCUCCAAGAUCCCCAUUGCCACCAGCAAGCUCCUGAGCAGUCCCAGCUCCGAGACCACCACGGCCAUCCACACGCUAACCAGCAAUGGUAACACCAAUGGCAAUGGUCACAUCCACAAACCCACCCAGAUUGUGACGCCGACGCGACGAGCCUCGGAUUCCGAUAAGGAGAACACGUAUACGGCCACGUUUGUGAAGAAGCCAGUGGCCACCAUCCAGCUGGGCAGCUCCAAUGGCAUCGAGGAUGCCACAGUGGUGGCCACACUCACCCUCUUCCCCGACGCACCCACCACGCCCAAGGUGAUCCGCAAGACGCCGACGGGAGAGUCGAAUGGCUCGGCCACGUCCGUCAAGGCGCUGGUCAAGAAAUUCCAGCUGGAGGACUCGAGCGGCCCGGCAAUGGCCCGGCGCAGUGGUGGAUCGGUGACCAGCGGCAGUGGACUGCAUUCGCCAACGACGACGGCGGCGUCGGUACGGAUGAACAGCAUUCGACGGGCCUCGGAGCCGCUGACCACGGUGUACAAGAAGCAGCAGACGCCGCAGAAUGGAUGCAGCAGCAGCAUUUCGAGCCCGAGUCCGAGUCCCGGCAGCAGUCCCACCACCACCACAUCCGGCAGCACCGCCACCCUGCUGAUCCACAGUCAGCGAUUGGCCAGCAGCACAGCGCCGGCCAGCCACAGUGCCGCUCCAGCAACAGCCACAGCCACAGCCACCUCCUCCGCCAGCAGCAGCAACAGCAGCAGCAGCAGCAGCUCAGGGAAGACAGCGAGUGCCGCCCACCAUCUGCACCACCAUCACAUGCACCACCAUCACCAUCAUCAUCACCAUCAUGUGGUGAUUGCGGCAAAGAAUGCCGCCGCCGUGGCCGCCACCAACAACUUGAGCCUGGAUCAGGGUAUCAUCUGUUAGCUAAGGGCCAGCCGGGCCAGCCGCAAUGCCAAAAGUUUCUUUCAUCGCUUCCUGUGCUGCAUGUAACCACCAGCUGCCAUGGCUGCCACGACGAC